AUGCAUAGCGCGGCGAUGGGGGGCGGAGCCCUAUUCGGGUGCUCCUCAGCCGGUCACAGCGGCAUCAACCAGCUUGGUGGAGUCUACGUCAACGGCAGGCCGCUGCCAGACUCCACGCGGCAGAAGAUCGUGGAGCUGGCGCACUCGGGGGCGCGGCCCUGCGACAUCAGCCGCAUCCUCCAGGUCUCCAACGGCUGCGUCUCCAAGAUCCUCGGCAGAUAUUACGAAACGGGGUCCAUUAAGCCCCGGGCGAUUGGCGGCUCUAAGCCCAGGGUGGCUACGACCCCAGUUGUCCAGAAGAUUGCUGACUACAAGAGGGAGUGCCCUUCGAUCUUCGCUUGGGAGAUCAGGGAUCGUCUGCUGAGUGAAAACGUGUGCAAUAACGACAAUAUACCUAGUGUUUCUUCAAUCAACCGCGUCCUUCGAAACCUGGCUUCUCAAAAGGAACAAGCAGCCUCAGCCCAAAACGACAGCGUGUACGAGAAGCUAAGGAUGUUCAACGGUCAAGCAGCCACUGGCUGGUGGUACCCUGGACUCCCGGCAGCACCUGCAGCCCCUGCGAUACCUGCGCCCUUGCCCCCUCAGCUGAAUAGGACGACCGCUGAGGAGCAUAAACGAGAUCCCUUACAAUCCGAGGCUGGGUCAGACGGCAAUAGCGAGCACGCGUCAUCAGGAGACGAGGACUCGCAGAUGAGGUUACGACUCAAGAGAAAGCUGCAGAGGAACCGGACAUCCUUCACCAACGACCAGAUAGAUAGCCUUGAGAAAGAAUUCGAGCGGACGCACUACCCGGACGUGUUCGCGCGGGAAAGAUUGGCUGAAAAGAUCGGAUUGCCUGAGGCACGUAUCCAGGUCUGGUUCUCCAAUCGGCGAGCGAAGUGGCGUCGUGAAGAGAAGCUUCGUAGUCAAAGACGCGAUGCUCCUGCGGCGUCGCCCCCCGCGCCUCCGACGCCGCGGCUGCCUCUCAACGGAGGCUUUAAUUCCAUGUACAGCCCCAUACCGCAACCCAUUGCUACCAUGGGCGAGUCUUAUAGUGCGCUUGGUUCCGACAGCGCGAUGUCGGGUGGGCUGACUUCGUCGUGCCUGCAGCAGAGAGACGCUGGUUAUCCGUACAUGUUUGGCGACGUGCUGGGUAGUGGAGGCUACUCGAGAGCGCCGGCGGCUCAUCAGCAGCAUGCUGCGUAUUCACAGCCUCAAGGAACCGCUGGCACUGGUGUGAUAUCAGCGGGGGUGAGCGUGCCUGUGCAAAUACCAUCGCAAGGGCCAGACCUCGCGUCAAACUACUGGGGACGGCUUCAGUGAUCUCAGCUAUUCGGGUUCCCGCAUCGGCUUCUGUCGAUGCCUGAGAACCCGACCAACAUACCUGAGUCCCCAUCUAGCGGCGAAAUCGCGCACAACUACGCCGACGCGCACUUGUCUAUGAACGCAGCUAUCAACAUGACGGCCGGACAUGAUGCCAACGUUUUGGCGGCAGAUUUGCAAGAACAAAACAAUUCAGUAUCGUAAGUGUUUACAAGAGACUGUUAAUGUACACCGUUCGUUUCACAAACCGAUUUAUUUUCAUGUAGUGAGAUUUCUUUUCAAAUGGUGCAAGUUGUUUUCUUCUUUGUACAAUAGUUUCGGAUUACACCUUAAUAUUAAGAGGCAACUGAUGAUGUUCAAACUUAGUCGUAAGCCGUAAGACCGUACACGAUGACAUUGUGCUGUGCACUGCCGAACGAAUUCUAUUAUUUAAUUUAUUAUUUGCUUAAACAUAACACUAUGUAUAAAUAAAUACGAAAUAUUAAACUAGGCAUGUUUCAUUGCGUACGGUCAAUAAAUAGUAAGCUAGUAAAACAAUAGCGUGCAAUUGUAAAUAUAGAACAGCGCCAUCUAUUGUCGAGUAGAGAAAGUUUCUAUAAUGGCAGCCGAGAUGUGCUCGGCAGGAAAUAAAAUGUAAAUUGUUUGUGCCAACGUUUGUAAUAAUCGAGUGUUAUGCGCCCUUUGCGUGCACAACCCUUUCUAUUUCUUUGAUGUAUGCAAUAGGGGUGCGAAAUGUAUGCCAUAGAGAAAAAACGUGGCAAUGAGCUUCGUUAUAGCGUUUGUUUCACACCCCUGCCUUCACCAACUUGUCAUACAAACUAAUCAUGUUUGUUACUAUUGUGAUGAUUCUUGUAUAAUAUUGUUACUAAAUAGAUGUUGUACGUAAUGUGUCAACUCAACUUCAUUAGCAAACCUUGAAACGAAUUAAUUUAUUAUUUAUUGGUAAAAUUUAAGGUCAAUAUUGCUGUGAUUAAAAUAUAGAUUUAUAAGAUUCCUUUGCCACCAAAAUUUUGGACGAAUUGUUAAAAUUAACAGCACUGAAAUUACUUACUGUACAAACCGGUAUACAGAAAAUGAAUAGGUCUACAUAGCAUUGUAUUAUUCUCACAUUUUUUUCACAUUGGUGCUGGUUAACAGCACAAACUAUCAUUUAAUUACUACUUGAUAAAUAUGUACAUUUAUAAUAUAUAUUUUCAUUAAAAAAUGCAAUAUGGACGUGGUAGAGGCGUUACGGUAACGUUGUAUGUAAUGUAAUUUAGUUUGAUUAAGUGUAAAAUAAAUUAUU
Messenger RNA from Helicoverpa zea (corn earworm), 2587 nucleotides. RefSeq names its product paired box protein Pax-6 (gene toy). The record is from RefSeq and is a predicted model, not a curated record. The coding region runs from base 1 to 1302 and encodes 433 amino acids. Lineage: Eukaryota; Metazoa; Arthropoda; Insecta; Lepidoptera; Noctuidae. The transcript is spliced from 8 exons. Gene Ontology annotation, molecular function: DNA-binding transcription factor activity, RNA polymerase II-specific; RNA polymerase II cis-regulatory region sequence-specific DNA binding. Gene Ontology annotation, biological process: anatomical structure development; regulation of transcription by RNA polymerase II.